Vanrija pseudolonga is the source of this 261-nucleotide messenger RNA. RefSeq lists its product as uncharacterized. The transcript is spliced from 2 exons. NCBI's taxonomy places the organism in Eukaryota, Fungi, Basidiomycota, Tremellomycetes, Trichosporonales, Trichosporonaceae. The coding region runs from base 1 to 261 and encodes 86 amino acids. The record is from RefSeq and is a predicted model, not a curated record.
AUGACACCCCCGCCGCAGCACCGCUCCCACGCAAGACACCCGUCAACCAUGACGGACGCCGAGCGCGCCGCCUACACCGCGUCCGAGAUGUCCGCGGCCGCAUCGCUCGUCGACGUGCCGGAUGAGAACACCGCAGGGGUCGCGGGCCAGGUCGCCCCGGGCAUGGGAGCGGCGAACCUCUCCGCGUCGCAGGUCAUGGCGCCCGUGGCGUUUAAUGCGCCCUCCUCGGCGGGGCUGGCGCCAGCCGGGCAGGCGAAGUAG